This is a messenger RNA of Aspergillus pseudonomiae, 1782 nucleotides long. RefSeq names its product HET domain-containing protein. The transcript has a single exon. Bases 1 to 1782 code for a protein of 593 amino acids. Lineage: Eukaryota; Fungi; Ascomycota; Eurotiomycetes; Eurotiales; Aspergillaceae. The record is from RefSeq and is a predicted model, not a curated record.
AUGGAAUCGUUCAAACACGAGCCUCUCGACCUGGACGGGCCAGCCUUUCGCCUCGUCCGUCUUUGCCAUGGACAUGGACCACGUAUCGACUGUGAGCUCUUCCAAGCGUGGCUCUACCCAGAGCAAAGUCCUAUUUCAUACGAAGCUCUUUCUUAUACGUGGGGUUCCACCGAAAUUGUGAGGACCGUACGAAUGAACGGAAAAAGACAUGGUAUUACGCACAACCUAUACAAUGCCCUCCAGUAUCUUCGCUUCCGCGAUGAGGACCGGAUCCUUUGGGUGGAUGGGAUUUGUAUAGACCAGACGAAUGAUAAAGAGCGUGGGCAUCAGGUUCGUCACAUGGGGGAUAUAUACAAACAGGCCGAAAGAGUUAUAUUUUGGCUCGGCGAGCCAACAGACGCGACGGAUGUGAUUCUAAAUUCUCUAAGACAGCUCCAGAAGAAAGGUACCGAGCAUGCAUCCAAGACGUGGGAACUCUCGGACUGGCGCUGGGUCGAACUCUGGUCAGCCGUACAGUCGGGUCUGCAGGCCAGAUAUCCCGACCUCCAAUUGCAACAGCGCCAGGGCUUUAUGCAGCUGCUGAGCAGACCUUGGUUUAAGAGGGUUUGGAUCCUGCAAGAAGUGGCCAAUGCAAGAGCUGGCCUAGUGUGCUGCGGAGAAGCAUCUGUCUCGGCUCAUAUCUUUCCUCUCGCUCCUCUCUUACUAGAGAUGUGCCCGCGUGCACACUGUCAAGCGGUCCUGGAUAUAAUGCCUGGACCAUCCCGGAGUGGCACAUGGUGGAACAUGAACCGGGAUCUUUAUACCCUCCUAAUCAAAUUUUGUGAGAGCCAAGCAGGCCUUCCUUGCGAUAAGAUAUAUGCCUUGCUUGGAUUAUCCUCGGAUGCGCAGGACACGGAUAUGAUAAGACCUGAUUAUGAGAAGAGCGAACAUGACCUCAUCCGGGAUGUCGUUCGCUUUCUAUUUGAUGACCACAUAUAUUGUACCCAGAAAUCGUACUUUCCAACGUUGCGGAAGCUAGUAAACAAUCUGGGAUUACUGAACAAACUUUUCCUACAGCACCACAUGUCGUCAUCAAAUCUAGAAGAAUUGGAGAAUAUACUCGAAAGGCGCUACUUUGGGAUUGAGAAAACAGACAUUGUCCCCGCUGUACGCGCAAGCAUAACGGCCAUGGGCGACUUUCAUCAAGGCAUUCCUAGAACAAGUGACGGGGUAGCCAUGGAUGCAACAGAGAUUUGGGACCACCUGAAGAACUUACUGCUCCUUCUUCAGCCCCGGGGAUAUAACAUUGAAGGGGUACAGGAAUUACUCUUAAGAACAUUAUCAAGGAACUACGAUAGACCACAUAUUUUGAAUACCCUUCUUCAACGACGAGCCAGUGAAAUCACAAUCGCACACACAGUGUCGCUUGCCAUGUCACAAAGACAAUCCUACCCUUCCCGAGCCGGUCGCAUUCUAUUUCAGCAACAGAUAAAUGAAAAUUGGAUCACACAUGACGCGCUCGUCGCAGCAGCAUCGAACAUUCACUAUGGCCUGGAACUCAUGAAGCUUCUCAUUAAGCACCGGGGCAAUGAGAUACGGGUCACCGAGGUAGUGCUUAUCGCAGCAGUCUCGAAUAAAUGCUAUGCGUUGGACCUCGUACAGCUUCUCCUGCAACAGGGCAACAAAGUGCAAAUCACAGAUGCAGUGCUGAGAAAGGCAAGACAGAAUGUGCUCGCACAACAACCAAGAGCUGCCAUGGUAAUGAAGCUUCUUCUUGAACAGCAUGACAACCAGAUUACGUAA